AUGAAUUCUUUUGUCCAACAAGGACAUGGUGCUAUGAAGAGUUGUAAAUUGGGCAACUCUAACUUAAAGAGUCACAGUACUACCAAUAAUGUUUUCCAUGCCUACCGAAAUUGGUUUUUGUAUGUUCAAUUUGGAAGAUUGAUUGUUCAUGAAAUCAUAUUAAUAACUUGGCCAUUGAGAAAUCCUAACAACAUUACUUUAAGAAAAAUUACUUUAAACCACAACAAUCUUUUAUUUAUGCUUUGUUUAAGAAAUGUUGAAUUUCCGAAAAAAUUAAAGCGCUUUGUCCGUCUCUACACACAAACGAAGAGAACAAGGCAAGAUAGAACGAAAAAUCAAAUAAAAGGAGUUGAUAAUUUCAUCAUCAAUUUGGAUUUUCUCAUUGUGGGAAUCAAUCGAAUGAUUGGAUUGAAGUGUCUACAAAUAGGCUUAGCAGCUUUGAGAUCACCACAAAUUUCCGGGAUGAUGUAUACUGAAGCUAAAUGGUGUUGGUUGAACUUUGUUAAUGACCACAUCAUUGUUUAA
This is a messenger RNA of Clunio marinus, 525 nucleotides long. The record is from the annotation of a GenBank genome assembly. NCBI's taxonomy places the organism in Eukaryota, Metazoa, Arthropoda, Insecta, Diptera, Chironomidae.